GCUAGAUAUCUAGAUCAUACCAAGAUGGCAGCCCCCUGCAAAAUUUGAAAACAAAAGGCUUUUAAAAUCAUGAAAAAAGAUACAAAGCCUGAACUAGCUCGACUAUUUAAAGUUUCUCAUCAAAUUCUCUGCAUCAAUGGGAUCAAUUUUGAUAACAAGUCAUUGGUGGGCUAUGUAGAACUAACUGUUUGGCCAACAGUGCCAGACUUGACAGAAAUAAGAAUUAACAGUAAACAAUGCAUUAUUUAUCGUGUGAGCAUUGAUAAAAAAUGGGAUGCAGAGUUUACAUACUUUGAUCCAACUCUUAACAUUUGUCAGGGGAACCCCAUCAAACGUAACAUUGACUACUUUCAAAAAUGUCAGAAGAAUGCAUUGAACGCAGUUGACCCUGACCUAGGAAAUGGAGAGCUUAUCAUCACAUUCCCAAAGGAGAUUUUAUCUACUGUUUCAGUUUUGGGCAGCUUCCAAGUUUGUGUUGAGUUUGGCUUGAAGGAUGCGCAGGGUGGUGUGCACUUUGUUGUACCCGACAUGCCUGGGACUGUGGCAGAGAGGGGCUCUCACAUGUUCACAUACUCUGUGGAAAACUUUGCCAGGCUGUGGUUUCCAUGUGUGGAUUCCUGCUCGGAGCCGUGCACUUGGAAGAUUGAGGUUACGGUAGAUCGUGACAUGACAGCUAUUUCUUGUGGAGAUCUAGUUAGUGUGGAGUUUACAGAAGACAUGUUGGAGAAGACAUAUCACUACUUCCUAUCUACACCUGUUGCUGCACCCAAUAUUGCUCUUGCUGUAGGCCCAUUUGAGAUUCUAGUUGACCCCAAGAUGCAUGAGGUGACCCACUUUUGUUUGCCCAAAUUGAUGCCAGUUCUCAAACACACAACCAGUUACAUCCACCAGGCAUUUGAGUUUUAUGAGGAGUUGAUGUCCAGCCGCUAUCCUUACUCAUACUACAAACAGGUCUUUGUUGACCAAGCUUAUUGUGAGGUUGCUACCUACUCUACCAUGAGUAUACUAAGUACCAAUUUGCUCCACCCCCCCAACAUCAUUGACCAGACCAUGGCCUCCAGACAGCUGAUGGCCACAGCAGUGGCCCAGCAGUUCUUUGGGAGCUUUAUUGCCAUGGAGUCAUGGACGGACGCAUGGCUGACCAAAGGUAUCACAGGAUACCUGUCCUACCUCUUUAGUAAAAGGACAUUUGGCAACAAUGAGUACAGGAACUGGGUCAUGAGGGAUCUGUUAGAAGUCAGUGAGUAUGAGCAGAAUGUAGGCUAUGUCAUCCUGGACCCUACCAAGCGUGAUGGCAAUCAUCCUUUCUCUGUACACUCACCCCACACCCUCUCCCCCCGCUACAGUGAAAUCUUCUGUAAAAAAGCCAGGCUGGUUGUCAGAAUGUUGGAGAUAAAAAUUGGGACGGAGCUUUUGUUACAGGUUUUGAACAAACUUUUGUCUCUGGCCUACAAUGCAAGUCAACAAACUUUUGGGUUGACCAGUUGGACCAACAUGCUGCUAUCUACUUCAUCGUUUUUAAAGAUUAUCUUCACUGUAACCGGCAAGGACAUUGAGCCUUUCAUUGACAUCUGGGUAUACCAAGGGGGAUGUGCCAGAUUCACGGGGAAUUUUGUUUUCAACAGAAAGAGAAAUGUGGUGGAGCUUGACAUUAGACAGGAUUUAAAUGCGCCAGGAGCUUUAAAAUAUGUGGGAACAUUAAAUGUGACAAUUCAAGAGCUAGAUGGAUCAUUUAAUCACCAGUUUAAAAUAGAAGAAAAUAAAACAAAGUUUGAGAUCACUUGUCACUCCAAAAGUAGAAGGAACAAGAGAAAAAAGAUUCCAUUGAUGACUGGGGAGGAGGUGGACAUGGAUUUAUCAGCCAUGGAUGCUGACUCUCCUGUUCUGUGGCUGCGCUUGGACCCAGACAUGCACCUGUUGAGGACAGUCAACUUUGAGCAGCCAGACUACAUGUGGCAGUAUCAGCUUAGGUUUGAGAGAUGUAUUGUGGCACAAUUUGAGGCAAUUGAUGCUUUAGGCAAGUUCCCAACACCAGCUUCAAGGGCUGCCCUGACAGACACCAUAGAGAACGAGGAGUGCUACUACAGGGUCAGACAAGAUGCCUGCUACUGCCUAGCAAAGAUUGCUAAUUUGAUGAUCGGAACAUGGACUGGCCCACCUGCAAUGAUUGCAAUCUUCCGCAAGAUGUUUGGGUCUCAUUCUUGUCCUUUCAUUGUCCGACAGAACAAUUUCUCCAACUUUCAACAUUAUUAUUUGCUAAAGACCAUGCCCCAGGCCAUGGCUAGACUGAGAGACACACACAACUUGUGUCUGGCUGAGAUCACCAAGUUCCUACUGGACCUUUUCAAAUACAAUGACAACUCUAGAAACAAGUGGUCUGACAACUAUUACCGUGCCGCCCUAGUGGAAGCUCUGUCUGCAAGCAUCACACCUGCUGUCACCAAUGUCUCACUCAUCACAGGGCAAGUUGUGACAUCAGACACAUUGUCAACAGAAACCAAGCAAGUCCUGGAGGAGGUGGUGCGGUGCUUAAAUCUAGAGAAACUCAUGCCCUGCUACAGAUACACGGUCACUGUCAGCUGCCUGUACACUAUCAGGACCCUUCAGAAGCUGGGUCACCUGCCAAUAGACUCAGAUGUUUUCAAAGAUUAUGCCCAGCCCGGAAUAUUCCGUGAUGUCAGGGUGGCAGCCAUCACAUGUCUGGUAGAUUUUAUACGAGGGGAUCUGACUGGUGACCACCUCAGGUGGGUCUUGGAUUUUAUUUUGAAUGAAAAAGAUCCAUACCUCAGGCACCAUACAGUGACAUGCCUGACCCAGAAUCCACCAUUCAGGCGCUCGGAAAGAUCUGCCCUCAACAUAGAACCUUUAGUGGAGAAACUAUGGGAUAUGAUGUGCCACGUGUCGUCAGACAGCCGGCUCAGAUGUGGAUUAGCUGACCUGUACUUUACGCUCUACGGGCGUCAGAGACCUACCUGCUUGCCCAUACCUGAGAAUGUUAAACAAACGGAGAGAGAAAAGAAAUCAGAGGUGCCAAGUGAUGAUUUGAGUGUCUCUCUAACUCCACACAGUAGCAUCGCUGUCUGGAACCCAGAAUUGUCUAGCAUAUUUGCCUCCCCUGUCCAUGACAUGGCUGACAUUAUUCCCCCAUCUAUUGUUCAAGUCAAUUUGGAUGGUGUUGAUGAUAACUUGGAUCAGACGCCAGUAGACUUGAGCAUGAUCUCAGGAGAACAGACUGUCGCCCUGGAAGAGUCCGUGGUCACUGAGCCGCUCCAUCCACACCUUCAGCCUUCAGAACUCACGAUGAAACUAGAACUAGAACAACUAGAAGCUGCUCCAGUCCAUGUGGACUUAUCUCAGCCAAACAGUGUCAGUGGUUUAAGUGAAGAAUCUCUAUCACCAUGUCACUCUGUCAAAGGUCAUCCGGAUGAUGUCAUCAUUUCUUUGGAUAAUGUCAUCAAAAGAGAUCCCACUGGGUUGACCUCAUCCAACCAGAUGGAAGACCCACAAGACUUAUCUCCCUGCCCAGCCCCUGAUGGGUCGUCUCCCCUGAUGGAGCCUAAGAGCUCCCCUGGCUACAUGGUAGAAGAGGAGAAGCCAGAGGUUAAAGUUCAGCCCCUGGAAUUCUACCAACCCCAGCAGUGGCCUGUUGUCAAGGAGGAAGUUGUUGUCAAACCUGACUCUCCGUUCUCUGUCCAUUCCUCCAGACCAACCACCCCCCAGUCCCCUAUUCCCACAACCCCUCAUUCUCACCCUCCUACCACACCCCAGUCCCCACCCCCCACCACUCCUCAGUCCCCACCCCCCACCACUCCUCAGUCUCCAACCCCUACCACCCCCCAGUCCCCACCCCCAACCACCCCGCCACAAACUCGCACCCGUUCCCCUCCCUUGGUCUGGCACAGUCUAGACUUGAAGCCUGAGUUCAAAUAUGAGCCCUCUCCCUCCCCUCCCACUUUGGGAAUGAAGCCGGAGUUCAAAUAUGAGCCCUCUCCCUCCCCUCCCACUUUGGGAAUGUCACCCCCACUUUGUGUGCUGUCCCCUGGAGCCCAGUCCCACCCCACCAUGCCAGUGUUACAGCUCACUGAUGUCAGCAGCCCACCCCAUUCAUUCAAGAGAAAACUGAGUGGCGCCACCAGCAUGGAAGGCCCAGAGAGCAAGAAAAUCCCUCCACUGAUUGUCUCCACCUCCAUGGUACCGUCCAGCUCCGCCCACUCCAGCUCCGCCCACUCCAGCCUAACUGAACCACCAAAGCCAAGUCUCAAGACUAUAUUUAAUCUUAGUGCUGCAGUUGCUGCCAGUGAAGCCAGGGACAGAGAGAGAGCUCACCACAAAUCCAAGAAGAAGAAAAAGAAAAAUAAACACAAGCAUAAACAUAAGCACAAGCAUGAGAAAGAACACAAGGACAGGGGAGGUAAAGAACACAAGGACAGGGGAGGUAAAGAACACAAGGACAGGGGAGGUAACAAAGACAAGCACAGAGAGAGGCUUGUGCUGGAUCUGUCAGAAAUAGCCAGAGGAAGUCGUGAGUCAUCUGCGUCUAUUGUUGUGGAUGAUGUGGAAGAAAACUCCUCGGAAUAAAUGUGUGCUUGUGUUUUUCAAAAGUACAAUGUAUGCUUAAAAAACAUUUUGUUAAAUAUGUUAUUAAACUCAUGAA
Molecule: messenger RNA, 4654 nt
Organism: Physella acuta
Lineage: Eukaryota; Metazoa; Mollusca; Gastropoda; Physidae
Product: transcription initiation factor TFIID subunit 2
Biological process (GO): transcription initiation at RNA polymerase II promoter
Cellular component (GO): transcription factor TFIID complex
Molecular function (GO): zinc ion binding; chromatin binding; metallopeptidase activity
Source: RefSeq, a predicted model, not a curated record